This is a messenger RNA of Symbiodinium natans, 1128 nucleotides long. The record is from the annotation of a GenBank genome assembly. Lineage: Eukaryota; Dinophyceae; Suessiales; Symbiodiniaceae.
AUGGCACUGGCUGCCACAGCCACCGCGGCGGGGUCCGCAUUCUCCAUGAUGGCCGCGCCUCAGGUUUCACAGUCCCGCGUUGUGGCCUUGGCAUCGGGCCCCAGCCCGGCAGCACCAAGUGGAGCGGGAGUUGCAGGCGUCACUGGCCUGGUGGGUGCAGGCCUGGUAGCCAGCGCUGCGCUCAGCCGCUCUGCGAAGCCACGGAGUGGCAAGAAGAACCUGGUGUCCAUGGCUGCCCGCGGAGGUGAGAGCUCUGAUGCUCUGGUGAAAGACCUGGAGGCCCUUGUCAAGGAGAAGGACUGCGGGGCAAUCCUGGUGCGACUGUCCUGGCAUGAUGCCGGCGUCUUCUCUGAUGGCAAGCUGAAGGGUGGCUGCCCCAAUGCUGCCAUGCGCUUCACAGAUGGCGGAGAGGGUACCUUUGGAGCCAAUGCCGGCCUUCCCGACGUUGCCCUGGGACUGCUGAAGCCUAUCACCGAGAAGUACGUUCCUGACACGAUCGGACAUGCUGAUCUGUGGACCUUGGCUGCCAACGUGGCAAUCAAGGUCAUGGGAGGCCCAGACAUCAAGACCCGCUUCGGCCGAAAGGAUGCGGAAUCCUCCGCCGACUCUGUGGAAUCCCAGGUAGGCCGUCUCCCAGAUGGUGACAAAGAGAUCGACCACCUCAGAGAAAUUUUCCACCCCAAGGGCUUCACCGAUAAGGACAUCGUGGCCCUGUCGGGUGCGCACACUGUCGGGUCCUGCCAUUUGGACCGCUCCGGCUUCGACGGCCCAUGGACGGAGGCCCCCUUGAAGUUCGACAACUCCUACUUCAAGGAGAUGCUGGCGAAGAAGUACGCCGAGGACACGACAGAGAAGGGCAAUCCUCAGUUCAAGGACAGCGAGACUGGCACCAUCAUGCUCAUCUCCGAUCUGGCCUUGCUGAAGGAGCCCGCUUUCAAGGAGCACGUCGAGAAGUACGCGGCCGACCAGGAUGCAUACUUCAAGGACUUCACCGCUGCGUGGGUCAAGCUGCAGGAGCUGGGCUGCUCGGGUCUGCGGGACAGCCUUUGCCACUUGGCCGCAGGGCAAGGCGCUUCGGGUGUGCGAAUGGGUGAUUAUGCAGGUGCUGAUGUUGGAGAGGCACUAUAG